GCACUGGGUACGAGAGUGCAUUCUGUUGUGCAUUGCAGCUGUGAAAGAUAGACGUGGCGGAGGACGGAUUAUAGUGUGGUUCCUUCCCCCGUAACAAGGACAGUUAUUUACAUCUAAUGGGGGAAUUUGGAAUUGAAACUACAAAUAUAAGAGCUUUAUCACCAGUGGACUUUGAUCAAUUGUCGAAUAAUCAGUAUUUUUUCGCACCAGACCCUGUUCCAGUGCGUGGUAAAAUGCAAGAUGACGCGCUACUCGAUAAGACGGCUGCUAUUUCUAAACAGGCGCAGCAGAUACCAGUAUCAACAAACGGGUCUGAUCAAAAUGAGGAUUCUUUAUUAAAGAAAAUGAACAAUGGCGUCACAACUUAUUCAGAGGACAAACUAUCCCAACUUUCAACAGUGCCGACAGUAAGUCAGGUGCGUAUUUCCGAACCGACCACGUCUGCUCCAACGACAUUGUCGUCUGCUCAAGGGUAUUGGUCAUCAGCACCAGCAGACGACACAUUUGUUCAAGGAUUUCAGUCAUUAAAUGGUACCGUAACGUUUCAGCAGUUUUCACCGUCAACUAAUGCGACAAACAUGUCUAAUGUGAUGUUUAAUACCGGUUACCCAGGUCAGGUGGGUGUAAGUUUAGCACAACAGUCUCAAAGUCAGAGAAGAGCCAUCACAGCACAUCAUAAUUUUCCACAGCGUCAGCCAAACAUAAUGAUCAAUAAUGCUAAAUCUUAUCCAAAUUGGAGCAAUGCACCUGUCCAGUCCUGGUCUGGUCAACAAAAUCAAGCCACAUUGUCUCCUUGGACUAAUGUACAGCAACAAAGAAGAUCAGUGCCGAAUAUUAAUGCAUUGGGUCCUAUGAAAAAGCCUAAUUUUCAGCAUGUUUCUAAUAUUCAGCAGUCAUCAAUGGUUGCACCAUCGAAGUUUCGAAGGAGUACUUCUUUUCCAGGACAAAUUCAGCAAGCAGCAAUGGGAAUGAAACCGUCAUUUGAAUAUUCAGGAUUUGAAGACCUUCAGAAUCAACAAAGAGAAGGAGUUUUACCUUACCAGAAUGAACGUCCAGCAUCCUUUGAUACAAUGAGGUUUCCAGCUUUGGAAAGUCAGUUACUGGAUAUUAUGAGGACAACAGUUGAUGGCCAAACAGCAGAUCAUUUUAGAGGUAAAGCACAGUUUCAUCUUGAUGAUAAUCAUCUUUUAGAUGAUGGAUCUUUAGAUCAAACAGUACCUAAUAUCAGUGGAUCACUACGUGGUUCACCUAAUUCACAACCUGGGGUAGAGCAUAUGGAAAGGUUCUCGAGGAAAGUUUUUGUAGGAGGAUUACCACCUGAUAUUGAUGAAGAGGAGAUUACAGCAGCUUUCAGAAGAUUUGGUCCAUUAGUUGUUGACUGGCCUCAUAAAGCUGAAUCUAAGUCAUAUUUUCCUCCUAAAGGUUACUGUUUUCUUAUAUUUCAAGAUGAACUCUCUGUUCAAGCUUUAGUAGAAGCAUCAUUAGUUGAUGAUGAUAAACUGUAUUGGUGUGUGUCUAGUCCUACCAUGAAAGAUAAACCUGUUCAGAUAAGGCCAUGGAAUUUAAGUGAUUCUGAUUUUGUGAUGGAUGGAUCUCAGCCCCUUGACCCAAGGAAAACAAUAUUUGUUGGUGGUGUGCCAAGACCUCUACGAGCGGUGGAAUUGGCUAUGAUAAUGGAUAGGUUAUAUGGGGGUGUUUGUUAUGCUGGUAUUGAUACAGAUCCAGAGUUAAAAUACCCUAAAGGUGCUGGUCGAGUGGCCUUUUCUAAUCAACAAAGUUACAUAGCUGCUAUAAGUGCAAGAUUUGUACAACUACAGCAUGGUGAUAUCGAUAAACGGGUUGAGGUUAAACCAUAUGUACUUGAUGAUCAGAUGUGUGAUGAAUGUCAAGGUGCUCGGUGUGGAGGUAAAUUUGCACCAUUUUUCUGCGCAAAUGUUACAUGUUUACAGUAUUAUUGCGAAUACUGUUGGGCUCAGAUCCAUUCACGACCAGGAAGAGAGUUCCAUAAACCGCUUGUAAAGGAAGGAGCAGAUAGACCAAGAGCAGUACCAUUUCGUUGGUGCUAAUUCUUGGUUUGUAUGAGAAGAUCUAUAUGAUAGUAAAACAUCAUCAAGGAAAGGCUGCUACAAAAGAACUAACAGAAGAAGUUAUAACAUAGGGCUUUUUUGCUUUUGUAUUCAUCACUAUAAUAUUUAAUAUUUUAGGGUUAUCUGUUAUAAUGACAGUAUUUGUGAUAUUGUCCAAAUAUUAAUCAAUUGGUGGUAGAGCAAAAUAUUUAGAAUGUUUUUUUUUAACAAUUCUCUAUUUCUAAAGCCGAAACAUGCAUCAUUCUAAUAUUACAUGAAUUUUUUUUUUAAACUAAAUUUUUCACAUCUAGACUUUUCGUGAAGGGAAUAUCCCCUAUUUUUUCACUUUCAUACAAACAAGGUUCACUUUUACAUUUUAUAGUGUGAUGAGAUAAUACCAAAGAUAUCUUAGCAAUUUUCUAUGAAUUGAAUAAUGCAAUGAUGCCAGAUCAACCUACCUGGGUUUCAUAUUGGUACAUAUACUAUCAUAAUAUGAAGUAAUGUGUGCUGAACUUAAAACAAAAGUUCUUGUGUGUUUUCAUGAUGGAAACAAUAAGUGAUAGGAGUAGUAAAGACUGUUCUGUUGUUGUUAAUGUUAAAUCUUGUCAGAUGUUUUUUUCUAGUCAUCUCAAGAUGGUGUUUAUUGUUUUCUAUUGAUAAUAUCACGAUUUCCUUUACUGGACAACAACUCCAGAAGGAUAUGCAUAUAAAAGUGUAUAUGAAAACUGCAGGGAAUAUAUAUUUUCUAGAAAGAUAAAGUGUGGUUAAUUGUAACUUUUUUAAUUUUCAGUUUUUGUCGCAUUUUUUAUUCUGGUCAGCAUACAGUCCAUUUUGUACACAGAUACUUAGAAUUUUUCUAUUCAGAUUAGAUUUUUAAUAUAUAUUAAAGUGAAUCAAUUUCAUCAUUCAACGAAACAUUUGGUUUAACAAUUAGCUUUCGCCACAGUCUUCUUAAAGUCAAAAUCUUUCAAAAAUCUGAGAAUGGACCAAAAGUAAGCAUUUAGUUGACAGGUUUAAAAUUACUUUCAUAUUAACAUACCACAAAGACAAUUUAUCAUUUUGUUUUGCGUGAUCUCUGAUUUAAUCAAGAUCAUUUUGAUCCUUAUUAUAGUUUGUGGAGAAAGAGGGGAGAUAUGAACAGGAAAAUAAUAAGACAAUUUGUAUUUCGAAGCGAUGUUACGUGUAUUGAAAUUGUGAUAUGUUGAUAUGAUAUUUUGUAAAACUUGAAGUGCCACACCACUCCAUUCUACCCACACAUGUUAUUGUAACUUUUUACGUUGUCCCUUAUUUAAUGACUAACUUACACAAGAUACGUGUUUUGUGCAGGUUUGUGCAAUUUGUUAUGGUUGUGCAUUUGUUUUGUUCAGUAACACUAUUUUGCUCAAUGAAAAUUGAACUUGUGUUGUUAUUUUCCCUAGUCUUAUGUUAAAGCAUUAUUUAUAACAGAGAAAUAUUUUUAAUUUUGUAUAAAAAAAAUAUGUACAUAUAAAAAAGAUAAAAAAUAAUUUUUUUAAAUAUUUAGUUUCUUACUUAUGUGUGGGUUUUUAUGGAUCAGCAUUUAUAACUGGAAGUUGUAUGUAUCAUGAUAUUUUAUAAACUGACAUCAAUAAUUGACAAGUUUCUAGUCUGUGUAUAGAACAGUUUCGUUACUAUUUGAUUAGUUUGGUUUUUUUAUUGGUGGAGGUUGAUUAUGUUUGAACGACCCAACUAGAAAUUUGUCAAAUAUGUAAAAACAUGUAGAAUAUUGAGAUUUUUAAGGAAAGAUUUUAUGACAUGCAUCACCCAAAUCAUUCUCUUUUCUUACAUUGCACUUGCCUUUUUUGUAGUUCAUGUUACAGUGACAAGAGAUUGCCAUUUUUCCAGGCAUUCAUCUCUAUUUCAUUGUCUCUUUUUCUAUUUCUUGUUCAUACAGCACCAAGUAUUUUUGCAUUUGCAACCUUGUUACAUUGUUCAGAAUUUCCACCUUUUCAAUAUUUGCAUGUUUGUAAUAAAUGAUAAACAUUAUUUUUUACAUGAUAUCUUUUUUGAUAAUUAGAUGUUUGGUAUUUUGUAUUUUUGUGAGUUUUACAAAUGUUAGUUAUAGAUACCAUAAUCACAUUUAAGAGAAAAGCUUCCAGUUACAUUUUAUAUGGGGAAGGGUUUGUUUUUAUUAUUUAAGUGCUUCUAAUAGUUUUAUUUAAUAAUUAUUUAUGAUAGUCCUGUUUGUUAAUUUCAUAUUCUCUCAUUUCAUUUAUUUUUUAAGUUUCUUAUCCAUGUUUUAUAUUCUUAGUUUUUAAUUUUAAAUGUUCAAAUUGCCUUGAACAGACUGUGAUCAUUCAGAAAACAUGUAGCUUCCAAACUGUCAAAGAUAAUUUUUGUACUGAAAUUUAUAUGUUUUCAUUCCCAACAGUGCGGGUUAGUUCAAAUUACCUGUGAUUCCAUGAUGUGGUGUAAAAAUCAUAACAGAUAUAAUAGAUAAUAAAUAGGGAGGAAUUUAAUACUCCUCCCAGAUAAUAAACAAAAAACGCUGUUUAUAAAAUCUAGUCUUAAUACAAUUAUUAAUACAGUGAUUAUUAUUAUAAUCUCUACUCAAAAUGGUAGAAAUUCACCUUAAUUAUUGCCCUGAUUUCUAUAUUUGAAUACAGUGGUUAUUUUUUUUAAUAAGACUGUGUUUUUAUAUAUAACAUGUGCUAGAAUAUGAUAACUAAUUUUUUAUUUUUUUUUAUUUUCCAUAAUCUGAUAUGUCUAUUUAAAAAAACAAGAAUGAUUUAUGCACCACAUUAUACUCUACUCUGUUGAUAAUACUAGGCAUCUAGUAAAUCUCACUAUGUCAAAACAAAAAAUGUUGUUCAUCUUUUCAGAUUUGAUUUUUAUAUUCAUUUUCUUUUUUUAAAUUUUUGUAAAAAUAUUUGUAAAUUAAUGUAAUUGAACGAUAUUCUUUAAUAAUAAUUCUUGUUAAAAUAUAAAUCAGUAAGCAAUACCCCUUUCUACUUAAUGAUAGAAUCCAGCACACUUUUUAUUGGUACAUUUCACCGUUUCAGAACUUGGCUAUUUGUAUUAAGAAAUACUUAACCUGUGUGCACCAUUUCUAACAAGUAUUUUUUAACUGCAGUAAAUUGUACUUCAAUUUUUUUUAACUUUUAUUAAACUUACUAGUACCUCAAAACUAAAACAUACACAAUUUUAAACUAAUACUCAUUUCGAGAAUGAAAAUUUUCACAUUAAAUAUGGAGAAUUUGAAACUCAAAAUCAGGUCCAAAUGUCUCAAUCAUGUUGAAUAGCCUGCCAGUUUUUGUGUUGUCCUUCCAUAAGGACAGAAGAUAUUUAAAGAUGGUUUAAGACAAAGGAUUAAAUUAUUCAAUAAUUUUGAUAACAUUAAAAUUAAUGUAAUUGAAUAUUGUUUGUAUAUUAGGUAAGUCAUUAAUCUUUGAAACAUCUUUGAAUAUCAUCUGUUGUAUGUAUUAUUGUUGUUAUGGUUGUACAAUUUGUCUUUUUGUUGAUAUAUUGUUCAAUCUUCACUAACAAUAUUAUUAUUAUCAAUAUUAUUUAUAUCUUGUAUAUUGUUUACAAACAUUAUCUGAUGAUCAGAAGGUUAUAUUGGGUAAUUUAACUAAUAAUAUAAACAUAGAGAGAGAUCAGAAUUGUUAAUAAACAAAGUUUUUGUUGUUGUUUCACCUUUUUAAAAGAUAAAUUAGUUUUAUAUUUUCUUUUAUAAACAGAGCUUCUUUAUUUUUAUUAUUAUUAUAUUUUUUUUUUCUGUUGGUCAUGACCCCGUGAAUUGAUGAGAAAAGUGGAGGGCUGGGGAUUGUUAUCCAAUCUUCUUCUCUUCCAACCCUAGUCAUGGCAUUAUGUUAAUGCAAAUAUUUAUCUAUUUUGUUGUAUCAUUGUUUCUUUAUUGGUUAAAUGUCCAAUCAAAACACCCGAUUUAAAAUAUUUAAUUAAUUAAAUCAUAAAUUUUUUAUUAAAUUAAGCAAUUUAAUGUUAUUGGUUUGAGAACAAUAUGAAAUAUUCUAUCUUUUUUCACAUUCUUUGAAAAACUUAAAUUCUAAGAUCAUAUAAAUUUAAAUUUGAAAUUCAGUUGUUAUAAACUCUGCAUCUGGUUCAUUUUUUCUGAUAUAUAUAUAUAUAUAUAUAAAUCACUAUAAAGAGUUUCUCUGUAUUUGUCAAUUUGGCUAAUAUCUGUAUUAUAAUUCUGUAAUCAUUAACAUUUCUGUAAAAGUUUAUAAAAGAAUGUGAAAAGAUGUGAGUAUAUUAUAUGUUUUCUCAAUACAAUUUACGAAAGGGUAUGAUAUAAAACAUACUAGUCACAUAUUAUAGAUGUACUAAUUUAUAUUAUUAAUUAGAUGAAAUAUGUAUAUUUGGAGAAAAAACUAUUUAUUAUAUAAUUUUCACUCACCUUGUUACUGUUUUUGAUAUAUUGUGAUGUAUCUUUUCCCCACAACCCCAGAUUAUAUUUUUGUUUUAUUUAUUUUCUAUUUCAACCCCUUUUUUCACUUAAACCUAAAAUUUAUUAAGAAAUAAAUUAUUGAGAAAGAUUUGUUAUUUUAGCCAUUGUCUCUCUAAUAUCAAUCUAAGUAUGAAUGAAAUCACCGAUUUUAGCCUGUCUCUUAUUACCGGUAAUUUAAUUUGACCUAUUCCAACACAAAGUGCAAUAUUUCAAGUGUUAUUGAGACUGGUUUUCUGUUAAUAUAUUAUUUGGUUACAGAUAUAAUUUCUACUGCUAUAAUCUAGUCGGAUCAAGUCACAACCUAAUUUCAUUAACUUCAAUGGAAUUAUAUGUCUUGAUCAAUAAAUAACAAUGGCUAUUCUUCAAAUUACAACCUCAAUAGUGGCAUGUUUCAUUUAUCAAUAAAUAAUGUAUAGUAUACUUUUAUAUAUCGGAACAUGUAUAUCAAUUUUCAUUUAUCCUAUUAGCUGCUGGUUAUUUAGUAUUCUUAAUUCAUUUUGAUGAUUAUUUUAUACUAAUUGAAAUGUCUCGAAUCAAUAUAAUCAUGUACAACAAAGUGAAGAUGUGUUCAUGGCUCCUUCAGAUAAUUUUUAUACUCAAAUAUCUUGUUACAAAUGACCUUAACAAUGGUAUUCUUGGCAUAUCACUUGGUGACAGAUGUCCUCAUGUCCACCUUAUUAAUUAUAGAAUUCAUAUAUUAUUAUAAAGGAGCCCUGGAUUCUGAUAAACAGCUUCAAAAUAAUUCAAUCCUAUUUCUAUGAUAGCUGUUUAUUAUAGAAUUUCAUCAUUUCAUUAUUAGCAAACACAGUAUUAGAAAGAAAUUUUAUAUUUUGUCAAAAUAUGUGUGAUUAAGUUAUAAAUAAAUACUAAAUUUAUUUUGUUCUAAUUAUUUUUGGAGCUAAGAAUUUUUUGAUAUAAACAAAGCCCACAAGUAUAACAAUACUAUUUAUGAUAUAUUAUAAAUAUAUGCCUGUAGAGAUACAUUUUAUUAAAUUAUAUAGAAAUAGGAGAAUCAUGCAUUUUCUUCUUUAGUUAAAUGGUAAUAUGCUUGUAAAACUUACUGUAUCUUGACCAAUUUUCAUGCCAAUUGUGUUUUGUACAUGGGAAGUUUCUUAGAUGUUUUGUUAGAUGCCAAGUUGUGAAUUACAAAGUUUCUAUGUUUUUAAUAAAAUCAGAUUGUUCUUUUA
Messenger RNA from Patella vulgata (common limpet), 7679 nucleotides. RefSeq names its product cytoplasmic polyadenylation element-binding protein 2. The coding region runs from base 117 to 2066 and encodes 649 amino acids. NCBI's taxonomy places the organism in Eukaryota, Metazoa, Mollusca, Gastropoda, Patellidae. The transcript is spliced from 8 exons. Gene Ontology annotation, cellular component: cytoplasm; nucleus; neuron projection. The record is from RefSeq and is a predicted model, not a curated record. Gene Ontology annotation, biological process: negative regulation of cytoplasmic translation. Gene Ontology annotation, molecular function: translation factor activity, RNA binding; ribosome binding; mRNA 3'-UTR binding.